AGUACAUAGGAUUUGACCCAUGUAGGUCCCAGUUCCCCAACUCUGCACUCGGUCCUGGUUUCAGUCCAUUUCUGCACGUUCCUAUCUGGUUUCGAUUUACGUGGACCGUUUUGGAAACGUGGGCUUUCAUCAGGGUCGGUGGAUAGAUAAGCGAUUUCAUACUGUCCAGGCAGAACACAUACAUAGCGCUCAAGCUUAUAUUCUCUGUACGACAUGCAUACGCAAAUUCCAGCAGAGUUAUUGCUCCAUAUCUUUCAAUUCGUUCCUCGAACCAUGGUCAAGGAUCUGAUGAGCGUGAACCGGACUUUCUUCUAUGCGGCAAUGGCGGAACGGUACAAGGAGAUAAGCUUCUUUCAGAAGGGUGACAGCAUGCUCCGUUUAGUUGAAAGUUUGCAAUUUCCACUUAUACAAGAUUGUGUUCGGGUUUUGCGGGUGCGGCCGUACUUUAUCCAAGAACUUCUUUCCGAACAAGGCGACGAAAUUCCCGAUGAUUCUGAUGUAAUCCCGCACCACUCUCUUUCUUCAGUGAAAGGGUGUUUUAGCUCCUUCGCAAACCUCAUCGAAUACCACCUCAUUUGGUUUGAACUACCAAAACUCGAAAAUCUUCCUAUUGAUAUGCUGCGCGCUCCAUUACUCGCAAGUUUGCAUCUGCGAAAGCUUUUUCUAAAGGCUUCUUUGCAGAAGCUGGAAUCACUUCUGUCUUUCGGCGACGUGCUUCCUCAACUCGAAGAACUGAACAUUUCGGUCAGACGCGACCAUCUGCACACUCAGUCAGCUCCAAAUGGAUCAAGCGAACAGGCAGGAUUCGCUUCAUUGACUUCGUUCCUCAAUCGGAAUAGAAGUUCGAUAAGAUGUUUUUCAUUCUCAUCUUCAGACGCGUUGGACUGUACACCGCUGUUCCGGUCUCUUCAGCGAUAUCCGGUAUUACAUGAACUCUCCCUUUCCAUUCCGACUUCGACUCCCCACCUCGGUGAACCCUCCUGUCUUUCGCAAUGGAUGUCUCGCCACUGCCCCUCCCUGCGCACGUUGACAAUGAACCUUCGUUUCGUGGACAACGGCCUCCCUUGGGAAGAGUCUUUUAAAGAUUGGAUCCAGUCAUUCCUGUCACAAGUCAGCCUUCCCGAACUUCGCUCCCUAAAAUUAACACCAGGCUUCCAUACUGAAAGCAUCUGCCUUCUUGUACGGCACUUUGCCAAUACUUUGACCUCACUAGACUUGAGCGGAAACCAUAUGAUAUUCAGUGAAGUCGUUGCUGUGAUGAAAGAGUUGACAUCGUUCGAAAGAGAAUACCGAACGGAAAAGACUUCAAAGUUGUCAGUAUUGUGUCUAGGUCCAGUGUCGCUUUGCCCAGAACUGGUGGAUCUGUUUGCGGAGACGUUGCCUACAUUACAGCAGUUAGAUCUGAAGGUAAAGGAUGCUGUGCCUCACAAGGACGAGAUAGCGGAGUAUUUGAUGUUCAGAGUUACAAUGACGAAGAGACAGAGCCCUGCUCAGAUCAGACGUUUCUUCAUCGCGAUGCGUUCUCGGACGUAUUCUCAUUGGACCCUGCCGCAUAUCACUGUUUGGAAAUCCACCAUGAAAACGCACUGGCAGUACCGGCGACAGUAUAUUCAGCUUUAAAAGUACAUUCCGAGUCUCGCUUGCAAAUCAAGUUAGUACAGGUCGCUGUUGCGGUUAUUGAGUAUCUCUCUCUGGUCUUUGGACGCGGAAUUUCUAUUCGGAAUUAUUGGACACAGACCAUUCCUACAUUUUAUGUUGUAUACAUAUAUAAUAUAUACAUUUUGAA
Molecule: messenger RNA, 1786 nt
Organism: Lentinula edodes (shiitake mushroom)
Lineage: Eukaryota; Fungi; Basidiomycota; Agaricomycetes; Agaricales; Omphalotaceae
Exons: 5
Coding region: 214-1620 (468 amino acids)
Source: RefSeq, a predicted model, not a curated record